This is a messenger RNA of Arxiozyma heterogenica, 1545 nucleotides long. RefSeq names its product aminopeptidase (gene ICP55). Gene Ontology annotation, cellular component: mitochondrion. The record is from RefSeq and is a predicted model, not a curated record. The transcript has a single exon. The coding region runs from base 1 to 1545 and encodes 514 amino acids. Gene Ontology annotation, biological process: proteolysis. Gene Ontology annotation, molecular function: manganese ion binding; metalloaminopeptidase activity. NCBI's taxonomy places the organism in Eukaryota, Fungi, Ascomycota, Saccharomycetes, Saccharomycetales, Saccharomycetaceae.
AUGUCCACUUAUACAUAUCUUCGAAGCUUAAGCAAUCGUCUUUUUAAUCAUAAUAAGUAUUUACUUAAUAAUAAUAAAAGAUUGUUCUCUACUACGAAAUCCCAAUUAUCAAGACCAGUAUAUUUUAAUAGACAGAGAAUACCAAUCGAAACAGGUCAACCAAUCCACGAGACUCGUCCCGAUUUAAUUAAAUGUGGUGAUCUGACUCCGGGCAUCUCCGCUAAAGAAUAUCACCUAAGAAGGUCUAAAUUAAUGUCACAGGUUCCUGAUAAUUCAUGCAUAAUUAUACCAGGAAGUGAUAUUAAAUUUGCUACUGGUUCUGUUUUUUAUAAAUUUCAGCAAGAUAAUGAUUUUUUUUAUUUAAGUGGCUGGAAUGAACCAAAUUCCGUUCUAGUCUUAGAAAAAAGCAGUAAUAAUAGCAAUAAUAGUAAUAACAAUGACUUUAAUUUUUAUCUAUUUGUUCAGCCAAAGGAUGAAUUUGCUGAAAAAUGGGAAGGCUAUAGAACUGGUAUUGAUGGUGCUGUCGAAAUUUUUAAUGCAGAUGAGGCUUUUAAUAUCAAUUUUUUAGACCUUAUACUCCCAAAAAUCUUGAAAAGAAAUAACUUAAUAUGGUUUGAUCCAAAAAACCCAAAUUUAAAUUCUACUAUUAAGAAAAUAAUAGAUGAUAAUGCAAAUUCAUUAAAAAUCAUAAGAAAUUAUAAAAAUUUAGUGUCUCAAUUAAGGAAGAUUAAAUCCACAGCCGAAAUUAACGUCAUGAGGAAAGCUGGUCAAAUCUCAGGUAAAAGUUACAAUCAAGCCUUUGCCAACAGAUUUAGAAAUGAAAGAACUCUGGCUUCUUUCUUAGAAUAUCAUUUUGUAUCAGGUGGAUGUAAUGGGAAUGCAUAUAUUCCUGUUAUAGCCACUGGUGGAAAUGCACUUUGUAUUCACUAUACAAGAAACGAUGACGUAAUGUAUGACGAUGAACUAGUCCUUGUAGAUGCCGCUGGUUCUUUAGGUGGAUACUGUUCAGAUAUAUCACGUACGUGGCCAGUUAAUGGCCAGUUCUCUGAUGCUCAAAAAGAUUUAUAUCAAGCUAUUUUGAACGUCCAAAAACAAUGUAUUGAAUUAUGCAAGGAAUCAAACCAAUUAAGCCUGAAUGAUAUCCAUGAAAAAAGUAUAAAAUUUAUGAAACAAGAGAUUAAAAAUUUAGGUCUUUCUAACAUCACAAAUUGGGAUGUGGAAAGACUUUAUCCACAUUACAUUGGCCAUAACCUUGGGUUAGACGUCCACGAUAUACCUGAAGUGUCUAGAAGAGAAUUAUUAAAGGAAGGUCAAGUCAUUACUAUUGAACCAGGUAUUUAUAUACCAGAUGAUAUACAAUUCCCAGAAUAUUUCAGAAACGUUGGUAUUCGAAUCGAAGACGACAUUGUUGUUGGAAAGGAUACAUACAUAAACUUAACAGUUGAGGCUGUUAAAGAAAUAGUUGAUUUAGAAGCUAUAAUGCAACGUGGUGAGACAUUAUCAAAAUUUGAACAUGAUGUUGUAAAUCCUCUGAACGAUCUUUAA